AAAGAUGACAACGAGCGAGGAUGAUGGUUGAAACCACCGGAGUCAAAAGGUAUCUUAGCCCAAUCAAUUGCGAUAAUUGAGGUCGGUGUGUGUAUGUGACUCUGCAAUUUUAAUAAAUAUACACAUAAUUUAGCAUAUCAAACUAAUUAAUAUGAAACAUAAAUCUGCAUCUGUAUUCGAGUGAGUGCACGAGAAUGGUCGGCCCACAUCGCUAUUAUUGCGGUCUCGUGCUCCAUCGAUGCCUUCUUCGCUUCCUCCACUCCAUCCAUCCAUCAUCAUGAUCGCGUGUUCCUCCAAGAGAUCAUGAUGCUCCCCGACGCAUUCCAGCCGUUUGUUCCUUCCACCCACCCAAAAUUAAAUCCACCAGUAAGCCAUCAGCGGUUACCUUAAACCGGUUGUUAUCACCACACUGUUGUGUGUAUAUAUAUGCCGAACACCACAGGUGACCGCCCCCUCAACGGAACCGUCGUCGAAGAAUCCCCACAAAGAAGAGAAGGGGAGAAGCAGAGAAGAAGGAAAUGGGUGGCGCCCGGAGAUCGAUGGCUGAGGAGAUGGUCCUGUGGGCGACGGAGGAUGAGGAGGAGGGAGCGGGGUGGAGAUGCCGGAAGCACACAUUCACCUCCCAGCCCCAUUACGGCGUUUGUUCCGGCUGCCUUCGCGAUCGCCUCCUCCGCCUCUGCCCGCACUGCGCUAACGAACGCCCCUGCGGCUGCUUCCUCCCCUCUUCGUCUUCCUCAUCGACGUCAUCCUCCUCGCGGUCCUCAAUCUCCUUCGCCGAUCUCACCGGAUCCGUCGGAGGAAGCGGCGGGAUCGGCGCGGAUGGGGUCGUAUCGCGGUUGAUCGAGAGGGAGCCGGCCUUCCGGCGGUCCAGAUCCGUCGGUUUCCAGCUCAUGCGAGAAACGAGACCGGUCGCCAGCCACGUAGACAGCGGCGGAGCUCCGCCGCGGCCGAAGGGAGGGAGGAGGUGGGCGUCGUUCUGGCCGUUCUCGAGGGCGACGGCAGCAGCAGCAGCAGCGGGGCUAUCCAGGUCGAGAUCGGUUGGUGCGGCGGGAUUGGCGGGAUCCGGAGGCGAGGACGAGAGGGGAAAGGGGGGAUGGCGAUGGCAUUUUCCGAGCCCCAUGAACCCUUUCCGGCACCGACGAUCGACGAAUGUGGUACAGGAGAGGCCGCCGCUUUAGCGGUACCGACUAGAGCUAAAUAAGACCCGUAGGAAAGUCUCAAGUCGUCGACCUUUCACACGGCCAAAGCAGCAAAUUAACCGCUGUCAUUGGGUAAAGUUUCCGCAUGUAUGAUAUGUUUAUGAAACACCGUGAAAGGUCGAGAGUUAUUGAUCGACGGAUCCGUCGAAGUUGUUUCUUUUCGUGUCAAUCUCUACCGUCCGAUCUUGUGAUAAAACUGGACCGCUUGUUGAAAGCAGGUGGAAAGGGGGAGAGUAGUC
Molecule: messenger RNA, 1438 nt
Organism: Musa acuminata subsp. malaccensis (wild Malaysian banana)
Lineage: Eukaryota; Viridiplantae; Streptophyta; Magnoliopsida; Zingiberales; Musaceae
Source: RefSeq, a predicted model, not a curated record